This is a messenger RNA of Cherax quadricarinatus, 6281 nucleotides long. The record is from RefSeq and is a predicted model, not a curated record. Lineage: Eukaryota; Metazoa; Arthropoda; Malacostraca; Decapoda; Parastacidae.
ACUCAGGAGACACGGACUGGGCACGGCCCAUGGACGAGCGGCCCGUGUUGGCCCUGCCAGCGGCUGGGCGGGCCGUGGCCUGGGUGGUGGGCCAGAGGCGGCCAGACUGGGGCUGGGCCACAGACACUGCCCACACUGUGCUGGCCCUCAGGUUGGCGAACGCUACCUGGUUCAAUCCUAGCAACCUGGAAGCUCAGCUAGUCACCAAGCAACUGGAACUGGAACUAGUGCUGAGACUCUGGAAGCAUCGGGAGCUGCCUCUCACCACGGGUCAUCUAGCUGUCAAUGUGAUGGCACUGGUGGCACUGUGUCGGGACCCCAGAGCAUUCUACUCUAAAGACCUCGUCGCCAUGUUGGGCCACCAGGAGGGGGAGGUGGACUUCGAGGUGGCCUUCGCUCAACUGGCCACCUGCACGGCUGGCCACCAUGUCCGCAAGUCCAGAGUGAGACGCCUGGUGGACAUGACCACAGAUCAGAGCAAGAUUCACUCUAUAGACACACUGUCGGUGGUGAUCUUGGCGCUGCACUGCGCCCAGCACCAGCGUCACCGUGAUCUACUUCUCGUCAUUCAACAAGCUUUACACAACCUCUUGAAGCACCAGGCUCCUGACGGCUCCUUCAACGCCAAUCUCCACUCCACCGCACUCGCACUCCAGGCAAUGAUGUCCAGUCAGUUGGCUGGAUCAUGGAACGCGACGCGGGCACAAGAGUACGUCUUGUCUCAUCAGCGUCCUGACGGCUCCUUCGGCGGCCUCUUUGACACCAACGCCGUCCUGCCGCUGCUGGGAGGACGCACCCUGCUGGACGUGGCACUCAGGAAGUGCCCGAGGGUCGCUCAUGAUACCAUCGAUGACCAGGAUGCUCCAGUGGACGAGUUUGACCUGCCUGACCACCCUGCCCCAGUGCCCACUGACCUGCCUCAGCGACCUGACAUCUCCAACACCACAAUGGUGAAGCUCACAUACAUCAUAUGGAAGGGAAACAACGCUUCUUCCAACUACAAUCUAACUUUCACUGUUCCUGUCAACACCACCUUCCUCACCGUCAUGAAGAUGGCAGCUGAACAAGACGACCGCUUUGUGUUUUCUGCCUCACAUUGGGGUCACGGUCUCUACAUCCACACGCUGGCGGGAGCGCAAGAGCAGAAGUUAGGUUACUGGUUCUGGCUUCUCUUCCGCAUGAAGGAGCCACCAGUACCAGGGACCAAACCUGAUAACAAGUUCAUCGUGGGCACAGGUGUGCAAGAGACUAUCGUGGGUGAUGGAGACUAUAUGCUCUUCUGGUACCAUCAGAUCUAAGAAACUAUCGUUGGUGAUGGAGACUACUCUCUUAGUACCAUCACAUCUAAGAGACUAUCGUUGGUGAUGGAGACUACUCUCCUGGUACCAUCACAUCUAAGAGACUAUCGUUGGUGAUGGAGACUACUCUCCUGGUACCAUCACAUCUAAGAGACUAUCGUGGGUGAUAGAGACUAUUCUCCUGGUACCAUCACAUCUAAGAGACUAUCGUGGGUGAUGGAGACUACUCUCCUGGUACCAUCACAUCUAAGAGACUAUCGUGGGUGAUGGAGACUACUCUCCUGGUACCAUCACAUCUAAGAGACUAUCGUGGGUGAUGGAAACUACUCUCCUGUUACCAUCACACAUAGUUACAGCCAGCCUUCACUAACACCCUCACUCUCCUCACUAAACUCAGUGGCCUCUCAUCACUUUCUCUGGCCUCCAAGAUUUGGCCUCAUCCCUCGUGUUGUGAGGCUUCCUUUAGCUUCUUCAGUCGUCAGUUUGACACACAGCUUCGCCCGAAGUCUCUUCCAAGCUGGUCAUAGAUCUUCCACACUUCUCUUUGUCCCCAAGGAAACAUAAAAUCUCUUUAAGUACGUCAAAAAAUAAAUCUUCAGAACGAAUAACUGAUAAAAAAAAAAUGCCUCGCCACGAUGUCUACUUAGCCUCCCAAAAAAGCAUUGGGAGUCUAUUUUAGUCAAAAUCGCAAAUAUAGUUCAUUUCGUAGCUUAUGAAACAUUUGCCCAAGUGUACGUUUAGCAUCUAAGAUAUUUCUUUGACCUCGUAAGGCAUGUGUUUGUCGUGCAAGAGAACCAGGAUUACUGGUCGAGCCAGGAUGACUACCUGAGCCAAGAUAACUGGCUGAGCCAUGAUGACUAGCUAAGUCAAGAUGACUUGCUGAGCUAAGAUGAAUGGCUCAGGAUGCACAUUGUCAAAUGAGUGUGCGAUACCGAGGUCUCCUUCAUUGCAUCUUAUUGAACGUUGAAACGUGGCUUCCAUCCUCUUCCUCCAGUAAUGCCUCAAACAUCAUCACACCUCCUCCAACACUAUCACAUUUGUCCUACAGAACGCCAACAAUAACAAUGACGCGUUGGCGAGUGUAAACAGUCACCUCUAUAUAUUAGCGUCUUAGAAAAAAUUUAAUUUCCUGUGUGUUCAUAUGUGAAGACUUUUUUUAUGGAAUUAUUCAACUCUCUCUCUCUCUCUCUCUCUCUCUCUCUCUCUCUCUCUCUCUCUCUCUCUCUCUCCACACAGUUCUACAAGGGAAACAGGUAGUGCAUAAGUGGGACCAUCUUAACUGUCUUCCCCUGGCCGACGCAGUGUUAAACUAACUCAACCGCAAAUCACUAUAUAUACAUACAUACACUGAAGCACCUUGUGAGAGGUUCAUUAUAGUUUCUUUGAUAAGGGUGAACUUUAAAGGGGUACAAGACAGUAGGAAGCGAGAAAAACUCUCACUUUAAGACAAAAAUCAAAACAAAGAUUCUCUUGUAAGUCCUCUGCCUGAGCAUUUGUCACAAGACAUUUUCUGUUUUAGUCGAAGCCAUGUUUGUACCACUAAUGGUACUCAGCCUCAAUGAUAUUUUUGUAUCAGUGUCAGAGAACAAUAAUGAUGAUAUAAAUAAUUUUUAAUAUAUCAUUACUACCGAAAUUAAAGCAUUGUGAUGUAUAGUGUAUUUAAUCUGUUUCUGAGAGCUUUGCACACACACACACACACACACACACACACACACACACACACACACACACACACACAUACACGUGACCAGCGGGGUCCCACAGGGGUCAGUCCUAGGACCAGUGCUGUUUCUGGUAUUUGUAAACGACAUGACGGAAGGAAUAGACUCCGAGGUGUCCCUGUUUGCAGAUGACGUGAAGUUGAUGAGAAGAAUUCACUCGAUCGAAGACCAGGCAGAACUACAAAGGGAUCUGGACAGGCUGCAGACCUGGUCCAGCAAUUGGCUCCUGAAGUUCAACCCCACCAAGUGCAAAGUCAUGAAGAUUGGGGAAGGGCAAAGAAGACCGCAGACGGAAUACAGUCUAGGGGGCCUGAGACUACAAACCUCACUCAAGGAAAAAGAUCUUGGGGUGAGUAUAACACCAGGCACAUCUGAAGCGCACAUCAACCAAAUAACUGCUGCAGCAUAUGGGCGCCUGGCAAACCUCAGAACAGCAUUCCGACAUCUUAAUAAGGAAUCGUUCAGGACCCUGUACACCGUGUACGUUAGGCCCAUAUUGGAGUAUGCGGCACCAGUUUGGAACCCACACCUAGCCAAGCACGUAAAGAAACUAGAGAAAGCGCAAAGGUUUGCAACAAGACUAGUCCCAGAGCUAAGAGGAAUGUCCUACGAGGAGAGGUUAAGGGAAAUCAACCUGACGACACUGGAGGACAGGAGAGAUAGGGAUGACAUGAUAACGAGAUACAAAAUACUGAGAGGAAUUGACAAGGUGGACAAAGACAGGAUGUUCCAGAGAUGGGACACAGCAACAAGGGGACACAGUUCGAAGUUGAAGACACAGAUGAAUCACAGGGAUGUUAGGAAGUAUUUCUUCAGCCACAGAGUAGUCAGGAAGUGGAAUAGUUUGGGAAGCGACGUAGUGAAGGCAGGAUCCAUACAUAACUUUAAGCAGAGGUAUGAUAAAGCUCACGGUUCAGGGAGAGUGACCUAGUAGCGACCAUUGAAGAGGCGGGGCCAGGAGUUUGGACUCGACCCCUGCAACCUCAAUUAGGUGAGUACACACACACACACACACACACACACACACACACACACACACACACACACAGUAUAGGAGGUGGGGGGAAGGUGUAAUAUAACCAUCAGUCUGCUGUGUCUUAAUGCCUUAAAGUUAGCCUCCUUGUCUAUUUAUACAAGCAAAAACAUUAGUGUUAAGUUCCCUAGGCAAGCUUUGGGUGGUGUCUGCCCUUUGCUCUCUCUCUCUCUCUCUCUCUCUCUUUCUCUGUCUAUGUAUCUAUCUAUGUAUCUGUCUAUCUCGUUCAGCUUCUGGCCUCUGCUCUCCCCACAUGUAUAAUACAUUAAUUAUGUAUAUACUGUAGACUAAGAAAGUGUGGCACUCAGUGUUGUGUUAAGCUUUUGGAUGAUGAUGAUGAUGAUGAUAGUGAUGAUGACAAUAAUGAUGAUAGCGAUGGUGAUGAUAGUGAUGAUGAUGAUAGCGAUGAAUGUGGCAAAGAACGAUGUAGCUAUGAAAUUUGAUUCCAAAAUGGAGCAUAACCAGUUGUAUAUAAGACGGCCCUUGUCCAGUGUGUCUAAGGGGUUAUCCUCCUCUUCCUCGGAUCAAUUCUAAUUACCUCCCAAACUCACAGGUUGUGACCCGUACGGUUCUUACGCUUCCCCACGAGUGUAAGUGUCACAUUAUGAUGACCAGUCUCGUAGUGUCUUGGAAGGUGAUAAGUAAUCUCUUAUAUCACUAAAAUAAUGUUCCAUACUUUAUUGUGAGGAAAGUUAACAUCAUUAUGAGUUAUAAUGAGUAACAAUGACAGUCUAGGAUGAUUUGUUGUGAUGUUGAAAAUGUCUUUAACAUUAUAUGUUAAUGUAAAGAAAAUAAUGAUUUUGUAAUUAUGAAAGUUGAUGAAUUAUCAUCUGAUGUUAAUAAUGUAUAUUGAUGAAUAUUCGUAAUGACGUUAAUGAUGUAUAUUGAUGAAUAUUCGUAAUGACUUAAUAAUGUAUAUUGGUGAUAUUCGUAAUGACGUUAAUAAUGUAUAUUGGUGAAUAUUCGUAAUGACGUUAAUAAUGUAUAUUGAUGAAUAUUCGUAAUGACGUUAAUAAUGUAUAUUGAUGAAUAUUCGUAAUGACGUUAAUAAUGUAUAUUGAUGAAUAUUCGUAAUGACGUUAAUAAUGUAUAUUGAUGAAUAUUCGUAAUGACGUUAAUAAUGUAUAUUGAUGAAUACUCGCAUGAUGAUACUGGAGAUUUUUUAAUAUUGUAAUAAUUGUUAAUAUGGUGAUAAUAUUCAGCUAAAAUAUGAGUUAUUAUGGAAGGUUACUUAGCCAUGAUCGUAUACAAUAAAGUAUAGAUACUCUCAGACCUCACUUCUGCUCUACUAAUGCUUCUGUCUUCUUUCAUUUUAUUACUACCAUUUGGAAUUAAUGUCUUUAUUAUAGUUUACUCCCUUGUUUAAUAAUUUUAUUAUAGUUUACUACCUUACUAUCAUUAUGGUGGUGAUAUUUUAUGUGACACGAGAGACGGGAUAAAAUAUGCUGACGUUGGUGCCAGUUAUGAUGACUCACUCUGGAUGUUUUGGUCACUGACUGACACCUUCCUGACACUGGUGUCAGUUAUAAGGCUUUAUGGUAGGCUUUACACCCCACGAAACAAAGACAAUGUUGACUUAUAUCAUUACACCAUAUAUUUCAUAACACCACUGUAACCAGUCCGUCAAACGGAGAGGGUUCGAACUUACCACAAGCCAGUUUUAAAACUAUCCGGACAGUGCUUGCCUUGGGCUACAAUCCUUCCGUCGGUAUUGCUACAAUUUCGCGAACCAUUGUAACUAUACAGCUGAGCCCAUGUAUGGGGCAGCAUUUAUGUCAGUAAAAGUGUCUUAGUCGAAGUGAAGCUAUUUUUCCCUUCCUCGGAUCAAAAUUGAUUACCACCCUUUUACAAUUUACUGUGUGGCCCAUUCGAGUUUAACUCUUCCUAUUAAUUAUAAUACAUCAUAGAUAUUGCUAUUUUUCCUUCAGUUUUUAGCUGCGUUAUUAUAAUAAUUAUGUUGCUAGAGUUAAUUAAAAUAUUUUUUCCUUUAUACAUAUUCUUGACUCACAUUCUUGUGUUUCUUCUUCUUUCAUGUUGAGGUGUUGGAAGUGUUCGUUAUAUUACAUAAGAGCAAGAAAUCAAACUUUUCUCGUGUUACACGUGAAGAUGCUUCAAUAGCUUACGGGUGAUUUACAUAUUUGAUUUACAUCUAUAAACAAUUGACUCAUAAAGUGAGCAUCAUGGAGUCAGGUGUGUGUGGGCAGGAUGUAAAUAAAAUUAAAAGUUUCA